CACAAACACUCUGCAGUAGUACAGCUACUCCCACUCCAGCAGAGGCUCUCGCUGCUCACCCAACAAGCGUUGGCAGCAGCGAACACCCUGUGUCUUGUCCUGAGCAUCUGCUAGCAGGCAUCCUCACACAGCAUAACAAUGCAGUCACCCGCUCGUGUGCCACUUCAACCACGAGCUACCAACAUCGUCUCUCAGCAGCUCCGCGGGACCCUCACUCCAGUCAAGAGUGCAAAGCGAACUUAUCAGCAUGCCAAGUUGGAUGAGAACAGCAAAGUCGCUGGUCCGCAGCAGCAGCAGCAGCAGCAACAGGCAGCCAAGAUGGAGGUGGAUGACGUUCAAGGGACCGCUGCCGUGACGGAGCGACGGAGUGUCAAGCGCGUCAAAGUAGAUAUGAUGCUCAAAAAGGCAACAGCGGCAGCAACGACUGUGACGCCUGCUGUUGAGGAAGUCUCUGCCAAAGAUACAACGACAUCCGUGUCUCAAGCAUUGCAGAUCCGUCGAUGGGCUCAGACGUACUUAAAGCAGUUCCCCUCGCACAUCUUCUACUUCGAUCAUUGCUCAGAAGAGGAUAUCAGGAAAUGUACAAAGCGUAUCCACAUGCUCGACGGCAAUGUCGAACCGUUCUUCAGCAAAAAGGUCAAUGUCGUGGUAACGACGCGAGAGUUCCAAAAGAAAGACUCCCUGCGAGGCGAUGAUUCGCAAGAAGCUAGUGCAAAAACUGAUCCAAAACAACCUGCCAAUGACGUCCUGGUCAAAGCACAAGCCAUGAAUAUUCGAAUUUGGUCACUCAAGAAGCUCAAAGACUCUGUCCUCAAGCAUCUCCUUGCUGAAUCUCAGACGCAGCCUGCACGCGCCGCUCAAUCACUCUCACACAGUCUUCGCAAUGAAAAGACACUUGGUACAAAUUCCGAGAAUAUCAUACCAUUCACAGGUCCAUUCAUCCUAUGUCGCGACAUGUCGGAAGCUUAUCGACCCAUCAUGAUGCGUGAGUGGAAAGCUACUGAACACUCACGCGAUGGCGAAUGGCCACAGUGGCGCGUCACCAAGUUUGGGCGAUGUCCCUUUCAACGCGACUUGACGGCAGAACAGAGCAAGUACCAGGGCAAAGUCACGACAGUUCGACCGGAUCGUGCAAAGUUGUCGUAUGAUCACAUCAAUGCAUCUGGUAUGGUGCAAAUUACCAGUGCCAUUCAGUCCAAUAUCGGCAAGAUUGGUCGUUCAAAUGGAUUAGGUCCGACAGGCAAGGAAAAUGCUGGCUCGAAUGCAGUUGCCAGUCUGCACAAGAAGGCGGUCACUUCCAAGCGCCUCCCCAAGAUGUUGACGACCAUUGAGCCUGUUGAACCCAAAAAGGUCAAGGUGGAGCUCAAGAGUGGUUACUGCGAGAAUUGCAGGGACAAGUUUGAGAGUAUCGAGGCACACCUCAAGAGUUUGCCACAUCGACAGUAUGCGAGCAAUGAGGAGAACUUUCGAGAGCUGGAUGUCUUGCUUGGCAAAUUGAAGCGUGUACCCUUGCCUGGUGUGCAUGUCCCGUUGCCCUCUGGCCAUGGACGAUCGUAACAACGCAUGAUUAGGCUGUACACUAUUGUUGAUCCAGUUCUCUUUUGCAUCUCGUCCUUGGCAAGGCAAUGGAAUCUCGCUAGAGUCAUCUUGGGCUUGAAGUCUUGUCAGCACUUAAUCGUUUUUACUCAAUCAACCAACAUGCCUGUCACCCCUUGCAUUGUUGAAGUCUUGUCACACUUAUGACAGUCCGUAUCAAGAAGAAUGCUUUGCUCUUCUAUGUCUAUGAAUGCUUGAUGCUGAUAUGCUUAUGCUGGUCGUGUGUGUUUCGUCUGGCGUUAUUCAUGUCACUCCAGGGAGGUCAAUCGCUCUCCAUCCACCCAAUAAAAGUUGGUAUG
Messenger RNA from Protomyces lactucae-debilis, 1895 nucleotides. Its product is annotated as Dfp1/Him1, central region-domain-containing protein. Bases 139 to 1557 code for a protein of 472 amino acids. Gene Ontology annotation, cellular component: nucleus; Dbf4-dependent protein kinase complex. Gene Ontology annotation, biological process: positive regulation of nuclear cell cycle DNA replication; regulation of cell cycle phase transition. The transcript is spliced from 3 exons. Lineage: Eukaryota; Fungi; Ascomycota; Taphrinomycetes; Taphrinales; Protomycetaceae. Gene Ontology annotation, molecular function: protein serine/threonine kinase activator activity; zinc ion binding; nucleic acid binding. The record is from RefSeq and is a predicted model, not a curated record.